AUGGAGGAUUGCAAUGUCAAGAGUGUGUCUGGAGUCGGCAUUGUUGUACGCGAUGGAGCAAGGCUCAAAGCAACAAGGUGUAUAGUGUGUAGAUGUGGGCAGAAUGGAUUCUUCAUUUUCGGGAAAGGGGGUGCGAUUGUUGAUAGUUGUGAUAUUUGUGAAAAUUUGUUUCCCGGGAUCGGAAUCGACGGAAGCGUCGAAACCAUCGUGCGAAGAUGCAGAAUCCGUCACGGCAAAGGAGAUGGGAUCAAGAUCUACGGGAGCACAGGGGUCCUGCUGGAGAAGAAUGACAUCAGCCACAACGGAAGGGUAGGCAUCGCCAUCGAGGAUGGUGCAAACCCCAUUGUGCGUCAAAAUGCGAUCCAUGAUUCGCAGAGCUGUGGGAUUUCGAUCUUGAAGGGAGGAAAGGGCACCAUAGAAGGCAACGACAUCUACAGCAACGCACAUCCAAAUGUAUACAUUGCCAAGGGAGCCGACCCCGUCAUCAAGGGGAAUCAAAUCCAUCACGGCGGCAGUUGCGGCAUCACAUGUGUGGAAGAGGGACUGGGCACAAUCCACGAGAACGAGAUAUUCAGCAAUCUUUCAGUUGGAAUCUACUUGAUGAAUGGAGCAAACCCGAAGAUUUCUUCAAACGAGAUCAGAGACAGUGAGGGAGACGGUAUCUCAAUUUGCUUUGCCGCCAAGGGAGUCAUCAAGGAUAACAUUAUCAGAGGAAACUCAGGCAUUGGAAUACUGAUUGAGAGCGAAGCCGACCCAACGAUAGCGAACAACCAUGUGAUCGACUCGCAACUCCAUGGCAUCAAGAUCUGUCACAACGGUCGGGGAACUUUAGAAGGCAAUGUCAUUCGUGGAUCAGGUUGGAACGGAGGUGGGGGCUCGGGUAUAGUUCUUACAACUGGGUCAAGCCCAGUCAUAAUCGGCAACGAGAUCGAAGGGAACGCAACCCAUGGGAUUCUGUCUAUCGAUGGUGCUGGAGGACGAAUAGAGAAGAACACUGUCAGUGAGAAUCAAGGGAAUGGAAUCACCUUGACAAGAGACGCCAAAUCGACCAUCAAGGGCAACGUGUUAAGGGCAAAUGCUGGCUAUGGUCUAUAUCUGUUUCAAGCUCCCAAUGCUGUGAUCGGACAGAAUCAGAUGGCAAAUAAUGGAAAAGGGGACAUGAGAGCAUUCAAGGACGACGAUGUACUGACGAAUCUUGAUCGGUUGUCUGUAGGUGAUAUGUGA
Guillardia theta CCMP2712 is the source of this 1224-nucleotide messenger RNA. RefSeq lists its product as hypothetical. NCBI's taxonomy places the organism in Eukaryota, Cryptophyceae, Pyrenomonadales, Geminigeraceae. Bases 1 to 1224 code for a protein of 407 amino acids. The transcript has a single exon. The record is from RefSeq and is a predicted model, not a curated record.